AUGGCGAGGCCUCUGGAGCAGGCGGUGGCUGCGAUCGUGUGCACCUUCCAGGAGUACGCGGGGCGCUGUGGGGACAAGCACAAGCUCUGCCAGGCUGAGCUCAAGGAGCUGCUGCAGAAGGAGCUGCCCACCUGGGUCCCGACGGAGCUGCGGGAGUGUGACUACAAUAAGUUCAUGAGUCUUCUGGACACCAACAAGGACUGCGAGGUGGACUUUGUGGAGUACGUGCGCUCCCUCGCCUGCCUCUGCACCUACUGCCAUGAAUACUUCAAGAACUGUUCCCCGGAGCCCCCCUGCUCCCAGUAG
Pipistrellus nathusii (Nathusius's pipistrelle) is the source of this 306-nucleotide messenger RNA. The record is from the annotation of a GenBank genome assembly. NCBI's taxonomy places the organism in Eukaryota, Metazoa, Chordata, Mammalia, Chiroptera, Vespertilionidae.